Molecule: messenger RNA, 1611 nt
Organism: Lachancea sp. 'fantastica'
Lineage: Eukaryota; Fungi; Ascomycota; Saccharomycetes; Saccharomycetales; Saccharomycetaceae
Source: the annotation of a GenBank genome assembly
AUGUUGACGAUGAGCAUAUCAUCUGAGAUUGAAAAACCAUCAAAAAGCUACCCAUUAGCAUUCUCACAACCUGGUUUACCACCAUCAACUAUGGUCCAAGUGCAUAUUCAGCCUGACCUAGAAGGCUUGAAGAACUAUGUUCAAGAAAACGAUGAAUCCGUCAACAUGUAUCCAAUUUUCUGCUAUCUUCCAGCGAUGGAUCUAACACCACACAUGGCAUACCUGAAGCUUGCUCAGAUCAGUGAACCUAACCGUAAAAAGUCUUUCCUCUUGGAAAGCGCAACAUCGGAUAAUACAUUGGGAAGAUAUUCUUUUCUAGGAACUGGUCCACGCAAGAUUAUCAAGACUGGACCAACCGAAAACUUGGAAGUGGAUCCGCUUCUCGAACUUGAAAAGGAGCUCAGUACUUGCAAACUGGCGGAAAAUGUUCCUGGUCUACCAAAAUUGAGCGGAGGUGCCAUUGGAUACGUAUCCUACGACUGUGUCAAGUAUUUUGAGCCCAAAACCAAACGUCCUCUCAAAGACGUUCUGGGUCUACCUGAAUCUUGCUUGAUGUUCUUCGACACCAUUGUUGCGUUUGACCAUGUUUAUCAAAGAUUCCAAAUCAUCCAUAACAUCAACCUAAAGUCUGUCGAAUCGUUAGAAAAGGGCUAUGAAGAAGCUGAGAAAAUCAUCAAGGAAGUCGUCCGUGUCUUGGAAGACCCCACAGUCUCUGAUAACGUUGUUCAAAGCAAGAUUAAGCUGAACCAAACAUUUACUUCCAACAUCGGCGAAGACGGGUACAAGAAUCAUGUGGCCGAGCUGAAGCGUAACAUCAAGCUCGGUAACGUUAUCCAAGCCGUUCCAUCACAACGCGUUGCCAGACCUACUUCUCUGCAUCCUUUCAACAUAUACAAACAGCUCAGAAUGGUCAAUCCAUCGCCGUAUCUUUUUUACAUCGAUUUGUUGGACUUUCAAGUGAUUGGGGCCUCUCCAGAAUUACUAUGCCAAACCGAUGCACAGAAUAAGGUUGUGACCCAUCCAAUUGCGGGAACUGUAAAGCGUGGCUCCACGCCAGCUGAGGACGACAAAUUUGCCGACAUGCUCAGAAACUCCAUGAAAGACCGAGCGGAACAUGUCAUGUUAGUUGACCUCGCCAGGAAUGACGCUAAUCGUGUGUGUGAUCCACUCACCACCAAUGUUGACAAACUGCUCACUGUGCAGAAGUUCUCUCACGUCCAGCAUUUAGUGUCCCAGGUUUCUGGUACUUUGCGUAAGGACAAGACCAGAUUUGAUGCUUUGAGGUCUAUUUUCCCAGCAGGAACAGUUAGUGGUGCUCCCAAAGUAAAAGCCAUGGAGCUCAUCAGUGAGCUAGAGGGCGAAAAGAGAGGUGUUUACGCCGGUGCUGUUGGUCACUGGUCUUACGAUGGUAAAUCCAUGGAUACGUGCAUUGCUCUGAGAACCAUGGUAUACAAAGAUGGCGUGGCCUAUUUGCAAGCAGGUGGCGGUAUUGUUUUCGACUCUGAUGAGCAAGACGAGUAUGAAGAGACUCUCAACAAAAUGAUGGCUAACAACAGAACAAUUGUGCAAGCAGAAGAUUUCUGGGCAUCAAAGGUAGGUACUCAGGAAUAA